UCAUCAUCCACAGCCAAACCAAUAUCUCUCUCUCUCUCUCUCUCUCUCUCUCUCUCUCUCUCUCAAACAGCUCAAAUGGGCAAUGGACUCUCUCCUUGUUGCACCAGCACCUCUAAGUCCUCCGUUAAUCUAGUCUUCUGGGAAGGCACAACAAAGACCCUCACAGGGAAGCGGCUCGCUGGGGAGGUCAUGUUCCAGUUCCCAGACAAGAUCGUCUGCCACGCCGACUCCUUCUACAUCGGCCACCCCAUCCCGUCCCUCUCCAUCGAUGAUGAGCUCAUGAAGGGCCAGACAUACUUCGUUCUUCCAAUUGACCGCUUCGCAUGCCAGGUCCUUUCAGCCGCAUCGCUCGCCGCCUUAGCUUCCACUCCCAAAAGGACACCUCUUUGCUUUGGGGAAUGCCCAUUUGAGUACGUCAAAGGCACUGAUGGUCGAGUCUUGAUCAAAGUAUUGCCAGAGUUUAUAAUCCGGAUCUUAUCAAGAAGCAGCGAGCAAGGAUCCAAUCCUACCACAAGCCCAUUAAUUAGUACGCCGGAGUUGCAGAAGCAUUACGCGCAGCUGGUGGGGUCGAAAGGGCAGGUGUGGUCGCCGAAGCUAGAGACGAUCAAGGAGUGUAAGACUCGGUCAUCUUCACGCACGUUGCUAUGGUUGGAGCGGAGAUCAGGAAAGUUUGAAGGCUGAUUUAUCUUUUUAUUUUUAUUUUUAAAAAAAAAAAAGAUUUAUAUAAAUGGUUGAGGAUACCUAAAUUUGGGAUUCUCAUUUUUCAUCAUCCUGUAAAAAUUAUACCAAUAAUCUUAUGGCCUGAUUGGUUGCCACUUAAAAAUUAA
Magnolia sinica is the source of this 827-nucleotide messenger RNA. RefSeq lists its product as uncharacterized. NCBI's taxonomy places the organism in Eukaryota, Viridiplantae, Streptophyta, Magnoliopsida, Magnoliales, Magnoliaceae. Bases 76 to 681 code for a protein of 201 amino acids. The record is from RefSeq and is a predicted model, not a curated record. The transcript has a single exon.